Molecule: messenger RNA, 1329 nt
Organism: Boeremia exigua
Lineage: Eukaryota; Fungi; Ascomycota; Dothideomycetes; Pleosporales; Didymellaceae
Exons: 2
Coding region: 1-1329 (442 amino acids)
Source: RefSeq, a predicted model, not a curated record
AUGUCUGAUAAUGUGCAUCCCGAUGGAAGCUUCGACCUCAAAUACUGCAUAGAGGGAGCUGGCCACAGCAUGUCGAAGUUUUCGUUGAAAAAGAUCAUGGAUCACAAUGCCUGGAUAGGUAUUUUCGAAAAAGCUGCCAUGGGAAAUAAGACUCCAGUACUGAUCAAGACCUGCUUCGUUUUGAAAGGUGUGUCCCUGGACACCGCUGCUGCAUUCGCUGAAGGCUUCGUGGAAGCCGUCAAGCGUGCCGGCAGAAGAUUUGGGGCUCUGAAAGAGCAGCGCCGUCAGCUCAGCAUCUACACCACUCCAGAAGACUCCAUUGACUCGCUCUUCAUCUCGGAUGCAACGUCACGCCCAGCCUCUCGACGUUUGCAGACCGGUCCCACAGUUGAGCUGCGUGGGUGUGAUAACGAACUCUCAAAUGGCCUUUCCACUACUUCCAGACUGACAUCUGGCACCUUUAUCAAAGCUACUAAGUCUCUAGCAAGUGGGAUUGAGACUCCAGUUACAUCAAAAACCCCCACCAAAAAAGCUACUUUGAACUUCAAUACUGUAGCACAUAGGAAAAGGACUCCCCCAACUGAGCCUCGAUCAAUGCGCGAACCAAAUCAAAUUAAAUCUUCUCCUCGCCGCUUUGGGAGCUCCCGACCGUCGCAACCGUCCUCAAUUGUACAGCCACGGAGAAAAGACCAUCCGUUCACAUCUCAAUUAGACUGGCAGGAUCCGUAUCAUACGACUGCACCGAUACCUACAUCGAAACCUUCACCUGCGCCUGUGGAACCCAUGGGUCAAGACCUGAAGCGAUACUCACUCCUCACCCCUACACUGAAUUCAAGAGACGAUUUACCCAGGGACAAGUCGAGAGAUGAACAUGAUGAAAUCCAACAUUCGUCCGCGGAGAGAAUCACCCCGUAUAGAUCUCUACAAAUGCAAGUUGACGAAACCGAGAGAAAGAUUGAGCAACUUCGUGAACAGAUGAAAAGGAAGCAAGAUCGGUUCGAUGAGUGCCGCAAGAGUCAGGUAAGGAAGAUUGAUACCGACAUGCAGGAGAGGCACAAAGCGGAGAAAGACAAUAUGAUGCAGCGACAGAGAGAUGAGUACCACAAAGCGAAGGAGAGUUUGAGGGCAGAGAAAAGCAAGCACGAGUUGGAAAUGAAGACCAUGAUAGUAGAGAAGGAGGUCAUGACCGAGCAGAUGACUAGGAGGAAGGCCGAGCGCGAUCGUGUGGCACGUAGAUUGUCGCGCAAGGAACUCAUAAAAGAAUUGGGAGAUACUGGCCGCACACCGAAGCGUAGGAGGACAAAUGGCCCGCCAGGUCCGUGGAGUUGA